CUCUUGCUGCGAAUUCUCGCAGAGGAGUGGUACUUCUGGGUCGGCGUGGAGUGGCGCUGGAAUUUGUUUGACACCAUCCUCGUCCUCUCCAUGCUCACCGACACGGUGCUGGUGCUGAUCGGACUGGACAUGAGCUAUAUCCGGCUUCUUCGACUCCUUCGUGCAUUGAGGAGCUUCCGCAUCAUCCGUGUGCUCCGCUUCUUCCGUGAGCUGCGUGUCAUGCUUCUGUCAAUCAUGAACUCGAUCGCCCCGCUACUAUGGGCGAUCGUGUUCCUGGCGCUGACCAUCGGUGUGUUCAGCAUCGUCUUUCUGCAAGGGGUGACCAGCUUCAUCCACGACGUCCUCUCCUCGAACGUGAGCAUCGAAGGUGUUCGCACGUACUACAGCUCCUUUCCCAUGGCUUCCUUCUCGUUGUUCAUGGCGAUUACCGGUGGCGACGAUUGGUGGAACCUCGUCAGGCCUCUAUUGGAGAUCUCCGAGGUCUAUGCUGUUCUCUUCGUGCUGUACAUCUCUCUCAUGGUCCUUGGGGUCAUGAACAUCAUCACGGGCAUUUUCGUGGAGAGCAGGGAGCUGCGAAAGCUUUUCAUGGAGCUGGACACAAACCGAGAUGGGACCAUCACUCUUCAGGAGUUCGAGAGCUUUGCAGCCCGAGCCGAUGUGCAGGCAUAUUUUUCCGUUCUGGAGCUGGACAUUACGAAGUUAGAUGUUGGUCUGGCCUACGGCCUGCUCGCGAUGGCGUUGAUGGCCUGCUUCGGGCUUCUUCUAGCCUGGCCCCUGUGUCUCGGACAGGAGGCAAAGGCUUCCAGCAAACUUUCCGACCUCGGUGCAGAUGGCUUGGAGACCUGGAAAAGUGGUGCCGAAGGGAGAAAGCUCAGUGAAGGAACUUUUGAGUGGAUUUUCCAGAAAGGGACCAGCCAGGACGAUCGUUUGUUGGCCGCGCAGGUGGACAGCUCUGGGGACAUCGUGGUCGCAGGCCAUUCCACUGGAAGCUUCGAGGGCUACACCAGCGCCGGGGAUUAUGACUUCGUUGUCAUGAAGCUCAGCGGUGCAGGAACUUUGCAGUGGAUCUUUCAGACCGGUACAACCGGGACCGAUCAUGCAGAAGCCGCGCACGUGGACAGCUCGGGCAAUAUCGUUCUUGCUGGGCAUUCCACUGGAAGCUUCGAGGGCCACGCCAAUGCAGGCGAUUACGACAUGGUCGUCAUUAAGCUCAGCAAUUCAGGAACCUUGCAGUGGAUAUUCCAGACUGGGACCAAUGCUGUUGACAACCUACGUGCCGUCCAGGUGGAGAGUUCUUCAGAGCAACUACCAAGCAUUUAA
Symbiodinium necroappetens is the source of this 1320-nucleotide messenger RNA. Lineage: Eukaryota; Dinophyceae; Suessiales; Symbiodiniaceae. The record is from the annotation of a GenBank genome assembly.